AUGGGUGUACGCCAUCUGGAUACCUUUGUGCGUCAAAAUGUCCCCGAUGGGUUCUUUUCGGUCAACAUCGAAGACGAAAUCCGGAAGUACUUCAAUACGGCUGCGAUUGCGAAUCCACCUGCACCAGUCAUCGUCGUUGAUCUGAUGACUCUGAACCAACCUCUUAGCAAUUACGACAAAAGAGGACUUCUGUUCGGUGGACGAUUCAACUUGGCUUACUCUGUAAUCGAGACCUUUUUCGCCAAACUAACCGACCUAGGUGCACAGUUGGUAUUUUUUCACGAUGGUCCUUUACAGGACUCGAAAACUGACACUUGGUGUAAACGCCAGGAUGACAGGUAUGAUAAUACACUGACGCUUUUCAACGGCAUUGAGCGAGGGGCCGAUCUGGAUACAUUGCUUAGGGAAUACCCUACUCCAGUUAAUUUCCGAUAUCCUCUGAAGUUCGUAGCGAAGAAGUAUGGACAGUAUAGAAUGGUGAUCGCUCGGGAAUGUGACCAGGAAUUGGCUGCAUUUGCAAAGCAAAUCCACGCACUGGCAAUAUUGUCGGAUGACUCGGAUUUUCUGAUCUACGAGGGUUCCUGGAAGUAUUGGUCUUCCCGGGAGCUGGAUCUAGCAACACUGACUACCAUGGAGUACAAUCGAUCGGCUUUGGUGAACCAUCUGAAGCUUAGCUACAUCCAAAUGCCACUACUUGCCACUCUCAGCGGUAAUGACAUUAUGCCGUACCAGGUUGUCCGUAGACUUCAUUCCCAGCUUGGCUCAAUUCGGGACAAAUUUCCAAACAUGGCUUGCUUCAUACGACGACAUUACAGUGCACCGCUAACUAAGGUUAAAAUUGUCAGCAUUCUUAGAGAAAUUACAGGGCAUCAUAAGAUCCAAAAAGAUAACCUACAGCGCUUCCAGCAAAGUUUGGAUACUUACCGAGUAAACAUCAGCGCGCUGAACGUCAACCCAAACGGUGAUCCAGUUCUGGCUACUCUGAUUAAGGAGGAUUCACCCUUCACGUAUUUGAUCUGGCAGGGAAAAUGCCUCGACGUGGCAAUCGGUUUAGUGGACAUGCGUCCGACCUAUUUCGGAAGUCAUUUCGCAAAGUUGCAUUUUUCGCUGAUCCUUCGUAUGGCCGGAAUCAUUCUAUUCCACCGGAAACCACUGCGGCCAACCCACUGCGCAAUCAUAAUCAAGCUCAACCAUCACAAUCCUCACCGAAAGCAAAGUUAUACCGUUCAAUACCCGCAAGACAUCGAACCACCGACUUUGCCCGAACUACAGGACAAGGAUCCCGCUAUCCACGAAGGUCACCGGGACGUGAAGCAGCAACUGCUUGCUUGGAUCGCAUCCGACACACUUCAACCAGAUUGGCUGCGCUCGGUCCCCCGGGUUCUUCAGUUGACCGUCUACACGCUGUACUACCUAGUGGAGCAGCAGGCUCUUGAGCUGUUCGAAGCCGAUCUACUUCUACAGGUGGCCUAUGACGUGGCGUACGAAACGUACGACUUUCACGGGAUUGACUAUCCGAGGACACUGAAGCUUCGCCCCUUCCAAUUGAUUUUCAUCUACCAGAAGGUGUACUCAUACACUGCCAAGGCAUUUCGGUUGGUUGGGCUGGAUGGCGAUGACUUCCGGGAGGAUCCUCCGCUCGAUGGGGUUUUGUUUCACAAACGAUACGAAGAUUUUCGUGACGGGCGUUGCGAUUUGCGACAAAUUAGGACGUGGAGAAUCUACGAAGGCGCAGGCAGGGAAGGCCGUCAUUAGAUGGAUCACGAUGAUGGUGGGAGAUUUUG
Ochlerotatus camptorhynchus is the source of this 1784-nucleotide messenger RNA. RefSeq lists its product as uncharacterized. Lineage: Eukaryota; Metazoa; Arthropoda; Insecta; Diptera; Culicidae. Gene Ontology annotation, cellular component: nucleus. The record is from RefSeq and is a predicted model, not a curated record. The transcript is spliced from 3 exons. Bases 1 to 1755 code for a protein of 584 amino acids.